Molecule: messenger RNA, 1736 nt
Organism: Aphis gossypii (cotton aphid)
Lineage: Eukaryota; Metazoa; Arthropoda; Insecta; Hemiptera; Aphididae
Product: ectonucleoside triphosphate diphosphohydrolase 5-like
Exons: 11
Coding region: 70-1362 (430 amino acids)
Biological process (GO): nucleoside diphosphate catabolic process
Cellular component (GO): membrane
Molecular function (GO): GDP phosphatase activity; UDP phosphatase activity
Source: RefSeq, a predicted model, not a curated record
AACAAAAAAAAUAAUACAUUAAAUUCUAAUUUAAAUCAAAGACAACAUCUAUUGAACAUUAUAAUUUUUAUGAUAUGUUUCACGGUAAUCUAUUAUCAGAUUACUCUAUUAUAUCAACAAAUAGUUGUUGAAGUAAAUGCUGAUCCAAGUGAACAACAAUCAAAUUCAAAAAAUAAUUUAUAUUGUGCAGUUGCUAUAGAUGCAGGAAGCACUGGAACUAGAAUAUUAGCUGUAGCUUUUGAAAAAAUACAAUUUAUUAAAAAAAAAACUUUACUGCAGCGGAUAUUUUGCUACAAAGGUUUUACUAAAGAAUGUAUUUAUUUUAAAAUAGACAACUAUAUUUUUCAAAAAGAAGAAGGUGGUUUAUCUCAAUAUGCUUACAACGAAAUGAAAAGGGAACAGAUAAUACGCGCUUUAUUAAAACAAGCUGAAAACUUUAUGAACACAAAUCAAAAGUGUGGAAUAACACCACUUUUAUUGAGAGCAACAGCUGGUUUGAGAUUGUUAAAUGAUAAAUCCGAUGAGAUUAUUAAUCAAGUGAAAAGAAUUUUCAGUGAAUAUAGCAACAAAUUUAAAGUAGAUGAAAAUUCAGUGGCUAUAAUGAAUGGUGAUGAUGAAGGCUAUUAUGCAUGGUUCACAAUAAAUUAUCUCUUUGAUAAUGAAAUGAGUUUUAAAAAAACAGUAGCUGUUUUCGAUUUAGGCGGUGGAUCUUUACAGAUAACCUUUUAUUUGCCAAACAGCGAAAAAAAUAUUACCAUUGAUCCAAAAUAUAUAAAACUAUAUACAGUUAUGGGAGAAGAAAGAAAAUUUUAUACCUAUAGUUAUUUAGGUUUUGGUUUGAUGGAAGUUCGAACUAAGAUUUUCAAACCCAAAGAUAACGAUAUAUUGAAUGUUACAUCUCCAUGCCACAACACAAAUGAUGUAUUAACAUACACAUUUAAUUCAAAAAUAUAUUACAUUACUGGUUCACUAAGUGAUGGAAUUAAGGAAAAUUAUAAAACCUGUCAGAAGGCUAUUAAAUCUAUAGUUGAAAAAACUGUGGGAAAUUUGGAAAAUAUGACCUCACUUAAUUAUACAGUAGCUAUUUUUUUUUUUUACGACCUGGGUUUAGACGCUAAACUCAUUCCAACGAAUGGAGGAUUUAUAUUCAUUAAAGAACUGGAUGAUGCUGCAUUAAAAUGUUUUGAUGGCAAAUUUGAUAAAGACCAACCAUUCAAAUGUUUCGAUUUGACUUAUAUUUAUGUAUUAUUGCAUCACGGACUUGGUUUUUCUGUAUAUUCAAAAAUCGCUUUUGAGAAAUAUAUUGCAAAUUUUGAAUUAAGCUGGGUUCUUGGAUUUGCUUAUGUUAAUUUACGAAAUUAAGUUCAGACGUACAACAAUCUUCAAUCGGUGAAAAUUGAAAUUACUGUUGUUUAUGUAUUCAUUAUUUUCAAAUGUUGCUUAUUAUAAUGCAUAGUAUGUAAAAUGUAUCCAUGUAUUAUUAUAUUGUUUAUUAGUUAUACCUGUAUUUGAUACGGCGUAUAAUUGAUUGUUAUAAUUUAAUUGUAUUAGUGUAUUUAAUACCCUUUUAAUAAACCAGUAAAAUUACUAUAUUAUCAUUAAGUUUAUUAAGUGAUAAUGAAUAUAAUAACACUAGUCUAUUGGUCUAUUGUAUUUAGUUUAUUUUAAAAAUUAAUUAUUCAUGUUCUUGGACGGUUACGAUCAAACAAGCAAUAUCCUUUACGCGUGUCAUUCAA